Molecule: messenger RNA, 1628 nt
Organism: Thecamonas trahens ATCC 50062
Lineage: Eukaryota; Apusomonadida; Apusomonadidae
Product: U3 small nucleolar RNA-associated protein
Exons: 2
Coding region: 1-1611 (536 amino acids)
Biological process (GO): positive regulation of transcription by RNA polymerase I; rRNA processing
Cellular component (GO): nucleolus
Molecular function (GO): protein binding
Source: RefSeq, a predicted model, not a curated record
AUGGACUUCAAGCGCCUGGUCCUCCAGGCCUACCCGCAGGCUCCCGAGCGGCAGUCGUCCGAGGCCCGCUGGUGGAAGAGAUACAAGGCUGUGGCCACAGAGAAGAAGUUUGGCGCGGUCUCGCACAUCGAGUUCUCCCCGGCUGCACCGCAUGCGUUCGCGGUGACGGCUGGCUCGCGGGUCCACGUCUACUCGGCGGCGACCAAGGCCGAGACGCGGACGCUGACUCGGUUCCCGGACACGGCGUACUGCGGGACGUGGCGCGGCGACGGGAAGAUCCUGGCUGCCGGGUCUGAGGACGGUCUUGUCCAGCUGUUUGAUGCCUCGUCGCGGCUGAUUCUGCGUAAGCUUAAGGGUCACACGCGGGCGGUCCGGGCGCUCGGCUUCGGCUCAAAGUCCUCGCUCUACACGGCGUCGGACGACUUUACGGCGCGAAUUUGGGAUGUGCCGACCGAGACGUCGACGAUGACGCUGAGUGGACACACCGACGUCGUCCGUUCGGCGACGCUCAUGCCAGGCUCGGAGCAUCUGCUGCUUACGGGCUCGUACGACCACUCGAUCAUGCUGUGGGAUACCCGGACAGGGAGCUCGACGCUCUCGCUCGACGGAGGCGGGCCGCUGGAGGCCCUCCUCGUCCUGCCGUCGUCGGGCCUGGUCGUCUCGGCCGCUCUCAACUCGCUCUCGGUCUGGGACAUUCUCGCUGGCGGCAAGAAGCUGCUCUCGGUCUCGAACCACCGCAAGACCAUCACCGCGCUCGCUCUCGACUCGACCGGCGCCCGCCUGCUCUCGGCCUCGCUUGACCAGCAGGUCAAGGUCUACGACGUCACCGACUACUCGGUCACCCACACCAUCAAGUUUGAGUCGCCGCUCCUCUCGCUCGCCCUUGCGCCGGACAACUCGCUCCUGGUUGCCGGCGGCGUCAACGGCGAACUCGCCAUCCGCGAGCACAAGCAGGGCGGCGCGUCUGCCGCCGAUAUGCGCCCGGCCACCCGUGCCGGCUCGGGCGACGAUGCCGGCCCGUCAGCCAAGAAGCUCCAUCCGGGCUCGCACGCCCACGCCGAGCGCGGUCAGUCGCACAAGCCUGAGGCCGGCGACUUUGUUCUUGCCUCCUUCCGCCGCAAGAAGUUGCGCGACUUUGAGCGUUUCCUCAAGAAGUUUGAGUACAAGAACGCGCUCGACGCCGCCCUCAACACCCGCGAUCCGGUCGUCGUUGUUUCGCUCAUUGCCGAGCUCAAGCAGCGCGCCGGCCUCAACAUUGCCCUGAAGGGCCGGGACGAUACUUCGCUCGAGCCCAUCCUCGAGUUUCUCAUCCGCUACGCCGUCGUUCCGCGCUACGCGCCGCUGCUUCUCGACGUCGCCGCCACCGUCCUCGAGAUGUACGCCCCAUUCAUCGGCCAGUUUGUCUCGCUUGACGAGCAGUUUGUCCAGCUGGCCCAGCAGACUCGCCGCGAAGUCGCCUUUCUCCGCGACCUGCACUCGAUGCAGGGCAUGCUCGAGGUCUUCCUUGAGGAGGGCCAGCGCUCCGCCCCGCGCCCGUCGGCAGCCCCGGCGCCCUCGACGUCGGCUGACACCGGUUCCCGCCUUGCCCAGAUGGAGUACGAGGAGCAAUGAAUGAUUGCCAGAUGAUG